AUGGACAUAAACCUUGCACUAAGUGAAGAACAACCUGCACCUCUCACUGCGGAAAGCACCCCUAAUGUUAAGAGGGAUUUUGAGAGGUGGGAUCGUUCAAAUCGCAUGAGUUUAAUGAUCAUGAAACACAGCAUUCCAGAAGCCUUUAGGGGUACAAAAUCUGAAAAGAUUACUCAGGCCAAGAGUUUCCUUGAUGAAGUUGAGAAACGUUUUGCUAAAAAUGAUAAGGUUGAGAUGAUAUCACUUCUGACUUCUUUGAUGUUUAUGAAGUAUAAGGGUCAAGGAAACGUAAGGGAGUACAUUAUGGAGAUGUCCAUACUGCUUCAAGACUUAAGUUAUAACUGUCAAAAGGAGAAAUGGAUUCUAAAUGAGCUCAUUUCUCAUUGUGUGCAAGAGGAAGAAAAGUUGAAGUGUGAUAAGUCUGAAAAUGCUUAUUUGGCCAAUGCCUCUAAAGACAAUGGCAAGAAAAGAAAAUAUCAUAAUGAAGCUGCUAAAGGUCCAGCUUAA
Gossypium arboreum is the source of this 507-nucleotide messenger RNA. RefSeq lists its product as uncharacterized. Lineage: Eukaryota; Viridiplantae; Streptophyta; Magnoliopsida; Malvales; Malvaceae. The record is from RefSeq and is a predicted model, not a curated record. Bases 1 to 507 code for a protein of 168 amino acids. The transcript has 2 exons.